Emericellopsis cladophorae is the source of this 858-nucleotide messenger RNA. RefSeq lists its product as uncharacterized. Gene Ontology annotation, cellular component: precatalytic spliceosome. Bases 1 to 858 code for a protein of 285 amino acids. Lineage: Eukaryota; Fungi; Ascomycota; Sordariomycetes; Hypocreales; Bionectriaceae. The record is from RefSeq and is a predicted model, not a curated record. Gene Ontology annotation, biological process: mRNA splicing, via spliceosome. Gene Ontology annotation, molecular function: zinc ion binding; RNA binding. The transcript has a single exon.
AUGUCAGAGCAUUGGAAAUCGACACCGAAAUACUGGUGCAAGCAUUGCAGCUGUUACAUUCGCGAUACCAAGCUUGAACGCCAGAAUCACGAGUUAACCGCACGGCAUCAAGGCAACCUCAAGCGCUUCCUGCGGGAUCUACAUCGAGGACAUGAGAAGGAACAGCGUGAGAAGGACCGCGCGAAGCAAGAAGUCGCUCGUCUUUCGGGUGUUGUUGGUUCAUCUUCGUCCGCCUCCACUCCGCCGCUACGAUCGACGGGCGCGCAUCAUGGCAAACCAAGCGCACCGACCGAGGUGUCACUCAAGAAGCAGCGGGAGCAGCUCGCUGAAAUGGGCAUAUCGAUGCCAUCCGAGUUCCGCGCCGAAAUGGCCAUCCCUGGCGAAUGGCAAGUGACGAAUACCCGAGUCAUUGACGACACCAAGACGGAAGGCAAGGCAAACGGCGUACGGAAACGGGACAUUGCCGAGGAAGACAAGGAAGAGGAGGACGCUAUUCGUGGGCUGUUCAAGAAACCUAGACGUUGGGGCCGAGCUAUGAAGGAGAUGCCCACUCAGGACACCCAGGAUCUGGAUGCCCUUCUCGGGGGAGAUGCCCUCCUCGUGAAAAAAGACGGCGAGGGAGAGCAUGUUAAAGAUGGAUCACCACCAUCAUUGGAGCCCAAAACAGAGCCAGAGUUCCAAGGAGAACCUGAAGUCAAAGACGAGCCAGAUACGGAGGUGCAAGGUCUUGCGGCGCCGGUCAAGAACGAGAAUCCGACAACGGAUGCCUGUGUCAAGUCUGAGGACGCCAAUGACGAGCCGAAAUCAUCGGGGAUAGUUUUCAAGAAGCGAAAGGCAAAGGGUAUAAGGCAAAAAUGA